AUGGCUGCUUUUCUCGUUACGCACAGACGUGCUCUCCUCAACUCGCGUUCCUUGGUAACCAGAGUUCGCUGGGGUAGCACCGACAGCAAAGACAAAUACAGAAUUGUAGUCGUUGGCGCUGGCUCUGGUGGAUUGUCGGUAGCCAACCAAAUAUACAACAGGUUUCGGGCUGCCGGUACGCCUCUUAAUAAGGAUGAUAUUGCAAUCAUCGAUGCGGCGGAGCACCAUUUCUACCAGCCCGGAUGGACUCUCGUGGGGGCUGGGUUGAAGCAGAAAUCGGAGACUCGCAGGCCCCUCGUAUCUCUUAUUCCGGACCACCUCGUGCACAUUCCGGAGAACGUCAAGUCGUUCUCUCCGUCGUCUGCAUCUGUCACUACGGAAUCCGGGAGAUCGAUCUCUUAUGAGUCUCUGAUCAUUGCCACUGGCAUGAAGAUCAACUGGGAGAACAUCCCAGGCCUCCCAAAAGCGCUCGCGGAUCCUUCCUCUGGUGUUUCAUCAAUCUACUCUUAUGCCACCUGCGACAAAGUGUGGAGUGACAUUGACGCUUUGAGAUCUGGGAAGGCUAUUUUUACGCAACCUGCAGGCGUGAUUAAAUGUGCUGGAGCCCCCCAGAAAAUCAUGUGGAUGGCGUAUGACCGAUACCAGAAGACGGGACGUGGCGACCAGAUAUCGAUUGAUUUCUACACUGGAAUGCCGACCAUGUUUAGCGUAAAGAAGUACUCCGACGAGUUGGAGAAGCUCCGAAUUGCCCGUGGUGUCGGCGGAUUUUUCCAGCACAACCUUGUCAGCAUUGAUUCUCGAAAUCACAAGGCGACAUUCAAGAAGCCAGACGGUUCUACAGCUGAUGCCGAGUACACCUUGCUGCAUGUCUCGCCGCCCAUGGGCCCGCUUGAUGUGGUCAAGAAUUCAUCUCUUGCUGAUGAGGCAGGUUGGGUAUCAGUGGACAAGAUGACAAUGCGACAUACCAAGCCCGAGUACGGCAACGUUUGGGCAAUUGGUGACUGCUCAAGUUUACCAACGAGCAAGACUGCAGCUGCUAUCACCGCGCAGGCUCCCAUUUUGACAGAGAACCUAUUCUCUGUGAUCACCACUGGCAAGGUUGCAGAUGCCAAUUAUGAUGGAUACACCAGUUGUCCACUAUUGACUGGAUAUGGUCAAUUGAUGCUGGCUGAAUUCAAAUACGGCCUGGAGCCGAAAGAGUCCCUUGCAAACUAUUUCGGCGAUCAGUCGACACCACGGAGAUUUGCGCGCAGGAUAUUCUACCACCUCAAAAAAGAUCUCUUCCCUUGGGCAUAUUGGAAUUAUCAUAUCAAAGGUACUUGGUUCGGCUCACAUGGCUGGUUGCGUCCCAAGUUCCCCUCUAGCACCCCUUGA
Messenger RNA from Fibroporia radiculosa, 1374 nucleotides. RefSeq lists its product as uncharacterized. Gene Ontology annotation, cellular component: mitochondrion. Gene Ontology annotation, molecular function: sulfide:quinone oxidoreductase activity; FAD binding. The record is from RefSeq and is a predicted model, not a curated record. Bases 1 to 1374 code for a protein of 457 amino acids. NCBI's taxonomy places the organism in Eukaryota, Fungi, Basidiomycota, Agaricomycetes, Polyporales, Fibroporiaceae. The transcript is spliced from 8 exons.